AUGCACCUGAGGGCCGACUCCGCCACCGUCUCCUGGGAGGUACCUGAGGGUGACGUCGUCAUCGGCUUCUCCAUAUCACAGCAGGUGAUGUGUUCUAGGGUUAUUAUGUACCCUAACUACUCACCUACAAUUAUUGUCUCCUUUCAUUCCUGUUCAUCUCAGUUAACCCAGAAAUAAAGUAUUGCGUAAUUGGUCAAAUGCUAGAUUAAGUUCUGGGUCCAAACAUGUUAAGAGAAGAGAUAGAAUGAGGAUUGGAACCAGAACGAAGAGCUCCGCCCCCAUCUCUUUGCAAGUUAUUGGCGAGUCUAUGGCCCUCCCCUUCCGAAAUUCGAAAGAUACUAACACCUGUUGAAAUCGUGAUUUGUCCAAAUAACCAGAAAUAAUGCUGCUUAUUAUCUCACGCAUCCCUUUGUAUUGUGACAGAUCAACAGUACCAUUUAUGUUGACAUAGACUGUCCACCAGAGAUUACAUUCCUGUUAACAAAAUAUACAAAUGUAAUGGGUGUAUGACAUCUUGGUAUAGGGUUAGUGUUCUGAGUGAAUUCCACUGUAAAUGUGUUUAUUCAGUAAAUGUUAUUGUUGUAGAGGUUUUGUUUGCUGAGUGAAUACUGGUAAUGUGCUAAAUAUCUGAUGUGUUAAAUAUCUGAUACUGUGCUAAAUAAUAAUAAUAAUAAUAAUAAUAAUAAUAAUAAUAAUAAUUUAAACAAUCUAAAACACAGAACAUACAGUGCAUUCGGAAAGAAUUCAGACCCCUUUCCCUUUCCACAUUUUAAUACGUCAUAAGCCUUUUUCUAAAAUUGCUUUAAAUAUUUAUUUUCCUCAGCUAUCUACACACAAUACCCCAUAAUGACAAAGCGAAAACAGAAUUUUAGAAAUGUUUGCUAAUUUAUAAAAAAACUAAAACAUAAAUACCUUAUUUACAUAAGUAUUCUGACCCUUUUCUAUGAGACUCGAAAUUUAGCUCAAAUGCAUCUUGUUUCCAUUGAUCAUCCUUGAGAUGUUUCUGCAACUUGAUUGGAGUCCACCUGUGGUAAAUUCAAUUGAUUGGACAUGAUUUGGAAAGGCACACACCUGUCUAUAUAAGGUCCCACAGUUGACAGUGCAUGUCAGAGCAAAAAACAAGCCAUAAGGUCGAAAUAAUUGUACAUAGAGCUCCAAGACAGGAUUGUGUCGAGGCAUGGAUCUGGGGAAGGGUACCAAAUAAUUUCUACAGCAUUGAAGGUCCCCAAGAACACAGUGGCCUCCAUCCUUCUUAAAUGGAAGAAGUUUGGAACCACCAACACUCUUCCUAGAGCUGGCCGCCCGGCCAAACUGGGGAAAAGGGCCUUGGUCAGGGAGGUGACCAAAAACCCAAUGGUCACUCUGACAGAGCUCCAGAGUUCUUCUGUGGAAAUGGUAGAACCUUCCAGAAGGACAACCAUCUCUGCAGCACUCCACCAAUAAGGCCUUUAUGGUAGAGUGGCCAGACGGAAGCCACUCCUCAGUAAAAGGCACAUGACAGCCCACUUGGAGUUUGCCAAAAGGCACCUAAAGGACUCUCAGACCAUGAGAAACAAGAUUCUCUGGUGUGAUGAAACCACGAUUGAACUCUUUGGCCUGAAUGCCAAGUGUCACAUCUGGAGGAAACCUGGCACCAUCCCUACGGUGAAGCAUGGUGGUUGCAGCAUCAUGCUGUGGGGAUGUUUUUCAGCGACGGGGACUGGGAGACUAGUCAGGAUCGAGGGAAAGAUGAACGGAGCGAAGUACAGCAAGAUCCUUGAUGAAAACCUGCUCCAGAGCGCUCAGGACCUCAGACUGGGGCGAAGGUUCACCUUCCAACAGGACAAUGAUCCUAAGCACACAGCCAAGACAACACAGGAGUGGCUUCGGGACAAGUCUCUGAAUGUCCUUGAGUGGCCCAGCCAGAGCCCGGACAUGAACCCGAUCAAACAUCUCUGGAGAGACCUGAAAAUAGCUGUGCAGCGACGCUCCCCAUCCAACCUGACAGAGUUUGAGAUGAUCUGCAGAGAAGAUUGGGAGAAACUCCCCAAAUACAGGUGUGCCAAGCUUGUAGCGUCAUACCCAAGAAUGAUCGAGGCUGUAAUCGCUGCCAAAGGUGUUUCAACAAAGUAAUGAGUAAAAGGUCUGAAUACUUCUGUAAAUGUGAUAUUUUUAUUUUAUUUUUAUAAAUUAGCAAACAUUUCUAAAACCCUGUGUUUGCUUUGUAAUUAUGGGUUAUUGUGUGUAGAUUGAUGGGGGGGGGGGGGGAAACUAUUUAAUCCAUUUUAGAAUGAGGCUGUAACAUAACAAAUUGUGGAGGAAGUCAAGGGGUCUGAAUACUUUCUGAAUGCACUGUAGAACACAGACAACAAUCAAAGCUAUAUACAGGUGUCGUCAAAUCUGGAGGACAUGAGAACAGAAUUUGCAGAGGUCCAUGAAAGGUUUUCUGAACAGCAAGGUCUUGAGCUGUGCCUUAAAAGGAGGACAGAGACUCUGCAGCCCUAACAGUGUCUGGGAGUGCGUUCCACAGCCACGGAGACGCACAACUGAAAGCCCUGUCGCCCAUAGUUUUUAGUCAGCUGCGGGGCUGCUGAAGGGAGAUGGGCCUGGAUGAGUGAAGUGUGCGUGUGGGGCAGGAGGGGAGGGUAGAAUGAGGUCAGACAGGUACUUGGGGUCCAGAGUUGUGGAUAGCUUGGUAGGUGUGAACCAGGAUUCUGUACCUGAUGCGUGAGCAUAUGGGGAGCCAUUGGAGGUUGAACAGUCCUGGAGUGAUGUGCACGCGGGGGAGAGGUGUGGGUGAGGACAUGUGCAGCACAGUUCUGGACAUAUUGUAUAGCCUGUUUAGGCACUUGGCUCCAACACUUGGCUCCAAAUGUCUGAUGUGGUGAAUAAAGAUGUCUGUAAGCCUGGCCUUUAAUUUUCCACUGUUUGGUUUUCUCAGCAUUACCGAAAGGCUUGGUUCACAUGCUAAUAUAAAUUACCAUGAAGGAAAGUUUGACUCCCCCCAAGGCCCCCCAAACUAAGAAUCUAAAAUAAAGCUCACCAUGUUUGAUUUGUGAAGAAAUAUACGGUUCCAGGGUUAAUAUCCUCAGCUGCCAGAGAGCAAUUUUCUGGUUGAUUAGCUUUGAGAAUGCUUAGAAUGCUUAGAAUGCUUAGAAUGCUUAGAAUGCUUAGAAAAGUGGAACUACCUAUGAAUACUGAUCUCUAUCCACACUCUGUGCAUAUUAGGAAAAUAACACCCUCAUACUUGUUUAACUUUAUGUACUUCCAAUGAAUGAUGUAGCAUGUGAGUUUGCAACAUUGGAUAAAUGUAUUUUUGGUUCCAACCUAACCUAACGUAAAAUAAAUGCCUGAGAUGCGUUUCCUUCUUUCAGUUCCUGACGAGAAAAAAACAGAAAUACUGGUAAACAUCCAAAUGUGGAAGUCACAUGUUCUCUUCCAUCUCCCUCAAAACUGAAUGCAUCUAGUUGUUUCCCCCGCUGAGGAUGGUUACAACUAUAUGCCAUGAGUAAAAUUCUUAAGGGCUAUACAUAAUCUAAGCAAACGGAGCGACGGAUGUCCGUUUGCGUAGUUCUGUGUACUUUUGUGUGGCUGAAUUUUUAGGAACGGACCAUAUGCGAUGCGCAGUCGCUCUGUUUGCGUAUAGUGUGUAGAGUCCUUUAGGGCUGGUUUCCCAGAUACAGAUUAAUCCUAGUCCUGGACUAAAACGUUAAGAGAUCUAAGAGAUUCUCCAUUGCAGCACUUUUUAGUCCAGGAUUUAUUUGUGUUCGGAAAACCGGCCCUUAUACACCUCACCUUCAGUCUAAUACAAACGGCAUUAAAUCACCGUCAUUUUCGUUAAAGCGUGGAACCAGACAAGGUUGUCCUGUAUCGCCUGUUUUAAUCGCUUUUGUCAUAGAGCCACUUCCCAUCUCUGUUAGAAUAGUGAAACUACCUAGGCAUGCUGAUUUUGAAAAAAGGGAUAUACACAGCCUCCUGCCUGUUUAGGUUUUAUAGAAUUCCAAUGAAUUAUGUAGCAAGUGAGCUCUGUGUGACAACUAAACAGCUAUGGGCUUUUCAUUAUAGAACUCAUCUCAGGAACAUCUCUUGUAAUUGGUUGGUGUGUGUGCAUUAUUCAUUGUUUAAAAUAGCUGUAGAGAUGUGCCCUUGAGCAAGGCACUUAACCCUAAAUGCUCCUGUAAGUCGCUCUGGAUAAGAGCGUCUGCUAAAUAAAAUGUAAAUGUAGAGUUCCUUUAUCAAAUCAAAUUCAAAUCAAACGUAUUUAUAAAGGCCUUUUUACAUCAGCAGAUGUCACAAAGUGCGUAUACAGAAACCCAGCCUAAAACCCCAAACAGCAAGCAAUGCAGAUGUAGAAGCACGGUGGCUAGGGAAAAACUCCCUAGAAAGCCAGGAACCUAGGAAGAAAACCUAGAGAGGAUCCAGGCUCUGAGGGGUGGCCAGAUUGCUCUGUCCUCUGUUAGGCUCGGCAAUAAAACCAGUGAACGCAAGACAUCUGGUCCAAAGCCGAGUAGGGAGCAGGGAGGGCAGAAAGAGAGCAGGGAGUUGGACAGGGCAUGCAUUUUGGAUUCUGGGAGUCUAAUUUACAUUUUCAAGGUCACACCAACCAAUUUCAAGCUGUUUCUGAGAAAAGUCUGAGGCAUCAUUUUCACUCAACUCAACUCUUCAACUCAAAACUUUAUUCCCAAUAAAUCCAUGUAUACCCUAUAUCUUUGUUAUACCCAAUAUAUAUAUAUAUUUUUUAAAUAUUUUAUACUCAUAUAUUUUAUAACCAAUAUAAUUUUUAUGUAUAUUUAAUACUCAUAUAUUUUAUACCAGUUUAUACAUGAUAUAUAUUUUGAUAUAUUUUAUACUGAUAUAUUUUAAACCCAUUUAUACCCGAUAUAUAUAUAUAUAUUUAUAUAUUUUAUACUCAUUUAUACCCAAUAUAUAUUUUGUAUAUAUUUUAUACUCAUUUAUACCUGAUUUCUUGUUUCCAUUUUUACUGCACUGUGUCACGCCUAGUCCCCAGCUCCAGCACUAGACGUCGCCGUUCUACUAACCACUGGCAAUCUUCAUUACCCACACCUGCUCCCCAUCAUUACCCACACCUGGCAACCAUCAUUACACACACCUGCUCCCCAUCAUUACCCACACCUGGUCUCCAUCAUUACACACACAUGUUCCCCAUCAUUACACACACCUGCUCCCCAUCAUUACCCACACCUGGUCUCCAUCAUUACACACACAUGUUCCCCAUCAUUACACACACCUGUUCCCCAUCAUUACCCACACCUGGUCUCCAUCAUUACACACACCUGGUCUCCAUCAUUACACACACCUGUUCCCCAUCAUUACACACACCUGUUCCCCAUCAUUACACACACCUGGUCUCCAUCAUUACACACACCUGUUCCCCAUCAUUACCCACACCUGGUCUCCAUCAUUACACACACCUGUUCCCCAUCAUUACACACACCUGCUCUCCAUCAUUACACACACCUGCUCUCCAUCAUUACACACACCUGCUCUCCAUCAUUACACACACCUGUUCCCCAUCAUUACACACACCUGUUCCCCAUCAUUACCCACACCUGGUCUCCAUCAUUACACACACCUGGUAACCAUCAUUACACACACCUGUUCCCCAUCAUUACCCACACCUGGUCUCCAUCAUUACACACACCUGGUCUCCAUCAUUACACACACCUGUUCCCCAUCAUUACACACACCUGUUCCCCAUCAUUACACACACCUGCUCUCCAUCAUUACACACACCUGCUCUCCAUCAUUACACACACCUGCUCUCCAUCAUUACACACACCUGCUCUCCAUCAUUACCCACACCUGGACUUCACCAUCACCUUGAUGACCUUCCCUUUAUUUAGCCCUCAGUAGCCUCAGUCAUCAGGCAGUAUUGGUUUGUUUUCAUUCACGUUCUGUACGCUUCUCAUGUUUUGUUUAUCUGCAUUCUUCAUUAUUAAACUCACCUUCUGCACCUGCUUCCUGAUUCCCGGUGUAUAUGUGACACACUGUUAGGAGCUACUAACACAAGCAUUUCGCUGCACCCGCUAUAACAUCUGAUAAACUGUGUCCGCGACAGAUAAACGUUGAUUUGAUUUGAGCUCUGUCCUACCUCAGAGGUAGGGUUAGGGCCCUUUGUUUUUAUAAUAUAUAAUAAUAAAUAUCCUAUAACUCUGUUCUAUAGCUCAGAAGCAGCAGGGCCAAACCUAACCCUUCAUCAGGGAGAUGAACACCACCAGUAUGGCCUGUGUGCUGUGGCAUCAACCCUCCAUCCAGCCAUAUACAGUGCUUUAGAAAGUAUUCACACCUCUUGAUUUUUCUACAUUUUGCUGUGUUACAGCCUGAAUUUGAAAUGGAUUAAAUGUAGAUUUUUUGGUCACUGGCCUACAUACAAUACCCCUUAAUAUCAGUUUUCAUCUAUAUUUUUCGUAGCUGUCUAUUUACCACAACAACCCGAUGCUGGCACUAAGACCGCACUCAACCAGCUGUAUUGGGCCAUAAGAAAACAAGAAAAUGCACAUUGAAAGGCGGCGUUUCUCGUGGCCGGUGAUUUUAAUGCAGGGAAACUGAAAUCUAUUUCACCUCAUUUUUACCAGCACGUCACCUGUGCCACCAGAGGUGACAAAUCUCUAGAUCACCUUUAUUCCACACACAGAAAUGCAUACACAGCCCUCCCUCGCCCUCCCUUUGACAAAUCAGACCAUAACUCUAUCCUCCUGCUUCCUGCUUAGAAGCAGAAACUCAAACAGGAAGUACCAGUGACAUGCUCAAUACGGAAGUGGUCCGAUGAAGCGGAUUCAAACUACAGGACUGUUUUGCUAGCACAGAUUGGAAUAUGUUCUGGGAUUCCACCGAUAGCAUUGAGGAGUUUCCCACAUCAGUGAUCUAUUUCAUUAAUAAGUACAUCGACGACGUCGUCCCCAGAGUGACUGUAUGUACGUACCCCAACCAGAAGCCAUGGAUUACAGGCAGCAUCCGCACUGAGCUAAAGGCUAGAGCUGCUGCUUUCAAGGAGCAGGACGCUAAUCCGGACACUUAUAAGAAAUCCCGCUAGGACCUCCGACGAGACAUCAAACAGGCAAAGCGUCAAUAUAGGACUAAGAUCGAAUCAUACUACGCCGGCUCUGACGCUCGAUGGAUGUAGCAGGGCUUGCAAACUAUCACGGAUUACAAAGGGAAACACAGCUGCGAGCUGCCCAGCGACGCGUGCCUACCAGACGAGCUAAAUGCCUUCUAUGCUCGCUUCGAGGCAAGCAACACUGAACCAUGCAUGAGAGCACCAGUUGUGUGAUCUCGCUCUCCGUAGCCAUUGUGAGUAAGAGCUUUAAACAGGUUAACAUUCGCAAGGUCGCAGGCAAAAUGGAAACCAGGAUGCGUACUCAGAGCAUGCACUGACCAGCUGGCAAGUGUCUUCACAUCCAUUUUCAAACUAUUCCUGACACGGUCUGUAAUACCAACUUGUUUCAAGCAGACCACCAUAGUCCCCAUGCCCACGAAAGCCAAGGUAACUUGUUUAAAUGACUAUCGCCCCAUAGCGCUCACAUCUAUAGCCAUAAAAUCCUUUGAAAGGCUGGUCACGGCUCACAUCAACAGCAUCAUCCCAGACACCCUGGACCCACUCCAAUUCGCAUACCUCCCCAACAGUUCCACAGAUGAUACUAUCUCUAUCACACUUAACACUGCCCUGGACAAAAGGAAUACCUAUGCAAGAAUGCUGUUCAUUGACUACAGCUCAGCAUUCAACAGUAUAGUCCCUUCCAAGCUCAUCACCAAGCUCAGGACCCUGGGACUAAACACCUCCCUUUGCAACUGGAUCCAGGACUUCCUGACGGGCCGCCCCCAGGCGGUGAGGGUAGGCAACAACACAUCUGCCACGCUGACCAUCAACUCGAGGGCCCCACAGGGCUGUAAGACUGGGUGCCGUGCACGACUCCAACACCAUCAUCAAGUUUGCUGAAUACACAACGGUGGUAGGCCUGAUCACCGAUGACAAUGAGUCAGCCUCUAGGGAGGAAGUCAGAGACCUGGCAGUGUGGUGCCAGAACAUCAGCCUCUCCCUCAACGUCAAAAAGACAAAUCUGAUAUUGAACUACAGGAAACGGAGGGGCAAGCACGCCCCCAUCCACAUCGAUGGGGCUGUAGUGGAGCGGGUCGAGAUCUUCAAGUUCCUCUGUGUCUACAUCACUAAGGAAUUAACAAGGUCCACACACACCCACAUAGUUGUGAAGAGGGCAAGACAGCACCUCUUCCCCCUCAGGAGGCUGAAAAUAUUUGACAUGGGCCCUCAGAUCCUCAAAAAGUUCUACAGCUUGACUGAGAGUAUCUUGACUGGCUGCAUCACCGCCUUGUUACGGCAACUGCAAGGCACCCGACCGCAAGGUGCUACAGAGGGUGGUGAGUACGGCCCAGUACAUCACUGGGGCCGAGCUCCCUACCAUCCAGGACCUCUAUACCAGGCAGUGUCAGAGGAAGGCCGAGCUCCCUGCCAUCCAGGACCACUAUACCAGGUGGUGUCAGAGGAAGGCCAAGCUCCCUGCCAUCCAGGACCACUAUACCAGGCGGUGUCAGAGGAAGGCCGAGCUCCCUGCCAUCCAGGACCUCUAUACCAGGCGGUGUCAGAGGAAGGGCUAAAUAAUUGUCAAAGACUCCAGCCACCCAAGCCAUAGACAGUUGUCUCUGCUACCACACGGCAAACGGUACCAGUGUACCAACCAGCAGGACCCUGAACAGCUAAACAAGACUGCUAAAUAGCUAAUCAAAUGGCUACCCAGACUACCUGCAUUUACCCUUUUUUGAACUCACUCUCUUGCACUGACUCUAUGCACACACGCUGGCACAUACUUACACUGACACCCCAACACACACAUCUACACUACAUACGCCCACACACACAUAACGUGCGCACACAUGAAUACAGACGACACUCUCACACACACACACACUCCCGAGUGGCGCAGCGGUCUAAGGCACUGCAUCUCAGUGCUUGAGGCGUCACUACAGACCGAGUGGCGCAGCGGUCUAAGGCACUGCAUCUCAGUGCUUGAGGCGUCACUACAGACUCCCUGGUUCGAUUCCAGGCUGUAUCACAACCGGCCGUGAUUGGGAGUCCCAUAGGGCGGCGCACAAUUGGCCCAGCGUCGUGGCCGGGGUAGGCCGUCAUUGUAAAUAAGAAUUUGUUCUUAACUGACUUGCCUGGUUAAAUAAUAAAAAAUAAAAAAACACAGACGGACUUUGACAUACGCUACAGCACAGUCUAUUAUCUAUCCUGUUGUCUAGUCACUUUACCCCUACCUACGGUAUACUGCUGCUACUGUCUAUUAUCUAUCCUGUUGACUAGUCACUUUACCCCUACCUACAGUAUACUGCUGCUACUGUCUAUUAUCUAUCCUGUUGCCUAGUCACUUUACCCCUACCUACAGUAUACUGCUGCUACUGUCUAUUAUCUAUCAUGUUGUCUAGUCACUUUACCCCUACCUACAGUAUACUGCUGCUACUGUCUAUUAUCUAUCCUGUUGUCUAGUCACUUUACCCCUACCUAUAUGUACAUAGCUACCUCAAUUACCGCGUACUCCUGCACAUUGACUCAGUACUGGUACUCCCUGUAUAUAGCCAUGUUAUUACCUGGUACUCCCUGUAUAUAGCCAUGUUAUUACCUGGUACUCCCUGUAUAUAGCCAUGUUAUUACCUGGUACCCCUGCACAUCAUCUCAGUACUGGUACUCCCUGUAUAUAACCAUGUUAUUACCUGGUACUCCCUGUAUAUAGCCAUGUUAUUACCUGGUACCCCUGCACAUCAUCUCAGUACUGGUACUCCCUGUAUAUAACCAUGUUAUUACCUGGUACUUCCUGUAUAUAACCAUGUUAUUACCUGGGACUUCCUGUAUAUAACCAUGUUAUUACCUGGGACUUCCUGUAUAUAGCCAUGUUAUUACCUGGUACUUCCUGUAAAUAACCAUGUUAUUACCUGGUACUUCCUGUAUAUAACCAUGUUAUUACCUGGUACUUCCUGUAUAUAGCCAUGUUAUUACCUGGUACUUCCUGUAUAUAGCCAUGUUAUUUUUUACUUGUUAUUGUUAUUCGUUAUUCACAGUGUAUUUAUUCCUCGUGUCACUAUUUCUAUUUUUAUUGUUAAUUUUCUUCCUUUAUCUUUAACUCUGCAUUGUUGUAAAAUGACCCGUCAGUCAGCAUUUCACUGUUGUUUACGAAUCAUGUGACAAUUAAAAUUGGAUUUGAUUUACAUGAAUACCCUAUAUCUCUGUCCUAUAUUUCAGAGACAGCAGGGCCACACCCAGCGCUUCAUCAGGGAGGUGAACACCACCAGCAGGGCCUGUGUUCUGUGGGAUCUGGACGAGGAGACAGACUACAUUAUCCAGGUCCAGUCCAUUGGUCUGUAUGGAGAGAGUCAGGCCAGCAAGAAGGUCCACUUCAGAACCCUCAAGAAGUCUGACCGCUUCCUUUCCAACAGCUCCAAUCAAGGUACAGUCACACUAACCCUUCCCCUAGCCCUAUCACUAACCCUCCAACCAAGGUACAUUUACACUAACCCUGACCCCUAACCCUUACCAUUUCCCACCAACAGCUCCAGACAAGGUAAUCCUAAUCCGUUCUGCCUCUUUGUGA
Molecule: messenger RNA, 10598 nt
Organism: Coregonus sp. 'balchen'
Lineage: Eukaryota; Metazoa; Chordata; Actinopteri; Salmoniformes; Salmonidae
Source: the annotation of a GenBank genome assembly